AUGUCCGAGCACGAAAUGGAAAUGGACGAGGGCGACGACAUCUAUGAGCCCGAAGAGUCCAAGGAACAAGUCAAGGAGCCCAAGGCGGAGAAUGACGAUGAUAAGAAGGCAACAUCCAAGUCGGAGGAGCUUGAGGAGGGAGAAGAAGAGGACGAGGGCGGAGCGAUGGACGAGGACGAGGAUGACUCGGUGGGUAUUUGCACCACGCAAUCUGCUUUGAUGCUAACCAGGCCUGCCUUGCAGGACAUUGACAUCAUCACGGAGCGAAAAGAUGGCACAAAAGCUGCACCGCCGUCACAAGCAAAAUACAGCGAUAUCCGGAAUAUCCCCCAGCGGUCAACGUCCACAGACGCGACGGCGAAGGCGACAGCGGUGAGGAAGGAGGACGAGUCGAAGCCAUCGACGGCGUUGAACAUAGCAGCACCGAGCGCCGACCAAACGUCGGCGGCGGCGUCAAAGUCGACGGUUGACAUCAAUGCCAUCCCGACAUACCCGGCUGCUGGGAAGCCGAUAACGCAGGUCAACAUCGACGAAGGUUGGUGCGCUCCCUCGCAUGGCAUGGAAUGGCAGUGCACGGUCAGCGGUCGGCAGGCUAAAACGCACGAUGCAGAUCUUCCGGAUAACGACAAGCCGUGGCGGAAGCCAGGGACCGACAUCAGCGACUACUUCAACUAUGGCUUCGACGAGUUUACGUGGGCCCUGUACGCGGCCAAGCAGGAGAGCACACGAGGCGAGUUCGGUGCCGACGUAUUCGCCAGCAACAAUAAAAAGAUGAUGGACGAGUUCAACAGCAUGAUGAUGAUGGGCGGCAUGGGCAUGCCUGGAGCGGGUGGCGCCAACGCCGCAGGGGGCAUGGACGGCAUGGCUCCGGAAAUGCAAGCGAUGAUGCAGCAGAUGAUGGCGUCGGGCAUGGAUCCGUCGCAGAUGGACCCGAGCCAGAUGAACGCCAUGUUCUCGGGCAUGCAAAACGGCGCCGGCGGCGUGGGGCCUCAGGGCAACCAGGGGCAGAAUUUUGGUGGUGCUUUCGGAGGCAACCAAGGCGGCUAUGGAUAUGAUCCGGCCAUGGCCGCGCAAGGAGGUGGCGGACGCGGAGGCUUCGGCGGCGGUGGACGAGGACGUCGAGGCCGCUGGUGA
Drechmeria coniospora is the source of this 1134-nucleotide messenger RNA. RefSeq names its product Pre-mRNA polyadenylation factor Fip1. Lineage: Eukaryota; Fungi; Ascomycota; Sordariomycetes; Hypocreales; Ophiocordycipitaceae. Gene Ontology annotation, molecular function: RNA binding. The transcript has 2 exons. The coding region runs from base 1 to 1134 and encodes 377 amino acids. Gene Ontology annotation, cellular component: mRNA cleavage and polyadenylation specificity factor complex. The record is from RefSeq and is a predicted model, not a curated record.